This is a messenger RNA of Oncorhynchus tshawytscha (Chinook salmon), 1308 nucleotides long. Its product is annotated as AMP deaminase 2-like. Gene Ontology annotation, biological process: IMP salvage; AMP metabolic process. Gene Ontology annotation, molecular function: AMP deaminase activity. The record is from RefSeq and is a predicted model, not a curated record. The annotation marks the transcript as partial. Lineage: Eukaryota; Metazoa; Chordata; Actinopteri; Salmoniformes; Salmonidae. The transcript is spliced from 10 exons. Gene Ontology annotation, cellular component: cytosol.
GGUGCCCGCCACCUCCUGACUUCCCAGCAUUCCUUGCCAGGGAUCCCCGUAGCGCUGAAACAGACCAUUGACCUACGCACCUCCAUGGACGGCAAGUACAAGGAGAUUGCUGAGGAGCUGUUCUCUCGCAGCUUAGCAGAGCGUGAUAUGCUCAGCGCCCCUUAUGAGUUCCCUGAGGACAGUCCCAUAGAACAGCUGGAGGAGAGACAACAACGACUACAGAGACAGAUCAGCCAGGAUGUCAAGUUUGAGCCAGAUAUCCUUCUGCGAGCCAAACAGGAGUUAAUGAAGACUGACAGCGCUACUGACCUAGAAUACCUGAAGGAGCAGAGCCAGGCAUUCAUGGACCUGUAUCCCAAGGAGAUGGAGCGGGAAGGAGAGAAGGAGUAUCAGCGGGUCUCCAUCUCUGGAGAGGAGAAAUGUGGGGUUCCCUUCACAGACCUGCUGGAUGCUGCUAAGUGUGUAGUGAAGGCCUUGUUCAUCAGGGAGAAGUACAUCGGCCUGUCCAUGCAGAGCUUCUGUCGAACCACAGCCAGCUACCUGGAGGAGCUCAGUGACAGACCUCUAGAUAUGGGUAUCUAUGAGGAGAUACCUGAGACUUCUGUUACUGCAGACUUAGACCAAACGGUCCAUCCUCCUGUCUCCGCCACACACCCCUAUGAAAACCAGGACCCUGCCUGUAUGCCUCCUGAUAUAGGCUACGGCUGCAAGAUGGUAAACGGUGUCGUCCACAUCUACACAAAGAAGGACAGCAUGGACACGUCUACAGAGUUGGAGCUGCCCUACCCAGACCUAUCGGAGUACAUCGCUGAUAUGAACGUCAUGACGGCCCUCAUCAUCAACGGACCUGUGAAGUCGUUCUGUUACCGUCGCUUACAGUACCUGAGUUCUAAGUUCCAGAUGCACAUCCUGCUGAAUGAGAUGAAGGAACUGGCAGCUCAGAAGAAAGUUCCUCACAGAGAUUUCUAUAACAUACGCAAGGUGGACACCCACAUCCACGCCUCAUCCUGUAUGAACCAGAAACACCUGCUGAGGUUCAUCAAGAGGGCCAUGAAGAAGUAUCCAGGGGAGAUCGUCCAUGUGGAGAGAGGCAAGGGACAGACGCUCAUGGAGGUGUUCCAAACCAUGAACCUCACAGCCUUCGACCUCAGUGUGGAUACACUGGACAUGCACGCUGACCGCAACACUUUCCAUCGCUUUGACAAGUUCAACGCCAAAUACAACCCCAUCGGCGAGUCCAUCCUGAGAGAGAUCUUCAUCAAGACAGACAACCAUGUAGAAGGGAAAUACUUCGGACACAUCAUCAAG